AUGCCGAACGUCCUGCAGCAGCAGACUCCGAAUCGCGCCGUGGCUGGAGGCCUCGCGCGCCUCGCCAAGUUGAACCUCGUGCCCGAGCGAUACUCGCGCCACAUGCAGACCAUCAUCAAGCUCAAACAGAUCCGCCUACUGCAAGUAGCCCGCGCGUUGGGCAGCAAGAACAGCUACGUAAUCGACGUGUUCACUCCGUUGCAGUCCACGACGCGCAUCCCGACCAACGUGGCAAUGGGGCUAGAGCCCGUCGCACUCUUCCGCCACCCCGACGCGCACCCUGAGAAGCAGUUCGCCGACUUCGUUAAACUCCGCGACGAGCUGUACGAGUCCUGCCGGACAGCGCAGCGCACCCCCGUGCAGCGAUUCGUCGAGUCCCUGCUGCGGCUCGCAGUGUCCUGCCCCGUCAUCGACUCGGACCCCUGCCCAUACCAGGAGAAGCUGCCGCGGCAGCUCUUAAAGUUCCUCUUCGUAGACUCGGAUCCGAUGGUCCACUGA
This is a messenger RNA of Phytophthora sojae, 498 nucleotides long. RefSeq lists its product as hypothetical. The coding region runs from base 1 to 498 and encodes 165 amino acids. The transcript has 3 exons. The record is from RefSeq and is a predicted model, not a curated record. Lineage: Eukaryota; Oomycota; Peronosporomycetes; Peronosporales; Peronosporaceae.